Sporothrix schenckii 1099-18 is the source of this 972-nucleotide messenger RNA. RefSeq names its product 40S ribosomal protein s7. The coding region runs from base 1 to 972 and encodes 323 amino acids. The record is from RefSeq and is a predicted model, not a curated record. NCBI's taxonomy places the organism in Eukaryota, Fungi, Ascomycota, Sordariomycetes, Ophiostomatales, Ophiostomataceae. Gene Ontology annotation, biological process: rRNA processing; ribosomal small subunit biogenesis; translation. Gene Ontology annotation, cellular component: ribosome; small-subunit processome; 90S preribosome. The transcript is spliced from 4 exons. Gene Ontology annotation, molecular function: structural constituent of ribosome.
AUGAGCGCCCCUCAGCUGAACAAGAUCGCGGCCAACAGCCCGUCCCGCGCCAAGCCCUCUGAGCUGGAGACCAGCAUCGCCGGUGCUCUGUUCGACCUGGAGUCCAACACCGCCGACCUCAAGGCUGCCCUGCGCCCUCUGCAGUUCGUGUCUGCUCGCGAGGGGCGGACGAAACGAUUUGAGAAGGAUUCGACCAUUGCGACGUUUCUGACGACCAUGUGUCGAGACGAGUCGAUCAGUGACGACGAAUUCGAGCCGUGCGACCGAUGGAGCGGGCAUUCAAGCGAAGCGAAGCCCUGUUGUCGAAAGACCAGGCAAGCUCGCAGCGUCACCGACCGACUGGUGCUCUCGUCUCCAGCCUCAUGUCUGAAAUACGACACAUCGACUCGACACCCUCGCAACAUCGGUCGACGGACGUCAACAGAAGCGGUCCUUUCUCUCUCCUUCCGAUACCCGAUGACCAUUUCUCUCGAUACGCUCCCUCGUACCGACAAACAUACAUAUUUGGAUACUGGACGGGAAGCGAUCGAGGUUGGCCACGGCAAGAAGGCUAUUGUCAUUUUUGUCCCCGUCCCAUCCCUGCAGGGCUUCCACCGGGUGCAGCAGCGCCUGACCCGUGAGCUGGAGAAGAAGUUCCCCGACCGUCACGUCCUGAUCCUGGCCUCGCGCCGCAUUCUCCCCCGCCCCAAGCGCUCCAGCCGCUCCCGCAACACCCAGAAGCAGAAGCGCCCCCGUUCCCGCACGCUGACUGCGGUCCACGACGCCAUCCUGACGGACCUCGUCUACCCCGUCGAGAUCGUCGGCAAGCGUCUCCGCACCAAGGAGGACGGCUCCAAGACCCUCAAGGUCAUCCUCGACGAGAAGGAGCGUGGUGGCGUCGACUACCGCCUGGACUCGUACUCCGAGGUCUACCGGAGACUCACUGGCCGCGCCGUCGUCUUUGAGUUCCCCCAGAACAGCGCCGAGUUCUAA